AAUCAAGCAUAAGCAAAACCGUCUUCUUGUAUCAGCCAAUUACAUCACUUUAAGCGGUACCAUAUUGUCACUAACAAGCACCUCUCUUUAAUCUCCACCUUAAUCCCACUAGUCCAUUAUCACUUAACCCCACAUUAUUGAUCAUCCAUGGCUGAUAUUCAAGACUAUGCAAUACCAUUCCUUAUCUUCCUAGCUUCCAUCCUGCUGGUGCAAAUCAUCUUGGCCAAGAUCCGUCGCAACGCUGGCCUCCCUCCAAGCCCCAGAGCCCUGCCAAUCAUUGGACAUAUGCACCUCCUUAGUCGUGUCCCUCACCAAGCCUUCCACAAGCUAUCAGCCCGCUAUGGACCUUUGGUUUACUUCUUCAUUGGCUCAAAACCUUGUCUUCUUGCUUCUACCCCAGAGGUUGCAAAAGAAAUCCUCAAAAUCAAUGAAGCUAAUUUCUUGAACCGUCCUAAAGUAGCCAACCUUGAUUACCUUACAUAUGGCUCAGCUGAUUUUGCUACCAUAUAUUAUGGACCUCAUUGGAAGUUCAUGAAGAAACUUUGCAUGACUGAAAUUCUAGGGAGUAGAACAUUAACCCAGUUCCUUCCGAUUAGAUGCGAAGAGAGAGAACGGUUCUUGAAGUUAGUGUUAAAGAGAGCUGAGGCUAAAGAAGCUGUUGAUGUUGGGGGAGAGUUGAUGAGAUUGACAAAUAAUAUCAUAUCAAGAAUGUUACUACGAACAAGGUGUUCUGAUACUGAAAAUGAAGCUGAUGAUGUAAGAGAGUUGGUGAAAGAGUUAAAUACUCUAGGUGCCAAGUUUAAUCUUUCAGAUUCAAUUUGGUUCUGCAAGAACUUCGAUUUGCAGGGAUUUGAGAAAAGGCUUAAGGAUGCUCGGGACCGGUAUGAUGCCAUGAUGGAGAGGAUCAUGAGGGAGCAUGAAGAUGCAAGGAAAAGAAAGAAAGAGACAGGUGAUGAAGGUGAUACAGUGAAGGAUUUGCUUGAUAUUUUACUUGACAUAUAUGAAGAUGAGAAUGCAGAGAAGAGAUUAACCAGAGAGAACAUUAAGGCCUUCAUCAUGAACAUAUUUGGUGCUGGGACAGACACAUCUUCCAUUACAGUAGAAUGGGGACUAGCAGAGCUCAUUAACCACCCGAUUAUGAUGGAGAAAGUUAGACAAGAAAUUGACUCUGUUGUGGGAAGGAGCAGGCUAGUAGAGGAAUCAGACAUAGCAAACCUUCCAUACCUCCAGGCUAUCGUAAAAGAAACACUAAGGCUCCACCCUACUGGCCCAUUAAUAGUCAGAGAAUCAUUAGAAGACUGCACCAUUGCUGGCUACAGAAUUCCAGCAAAGACCAGACUGUUUGUUAAUAUCUGGUCACUUGGGAGGGAUCCAAAUCACUGGGAAAAUCCACUUGAAUUUAGGCCAGAGAGAUUUACCAGUGAAGAGUGGAGUGCAAACAGUAACAUGAUGGAUGUGAGAGGGCAACAUUUUCAUCUAUUGCCAUUUGGGUCUGGAAGAAGAAGCUGCCCUGGAGCUUCAUUUGCACUGCAGUUUGUUCCAACAACUCUUGCUGCUUUGAUCCAGUGCUUUGAGUGGAAGGUUGGUGAUGGAGAGAAUGGUACUGUUGACAUGGACGAGGGACCUGGGCUAACCCUUCCUAGGGCUCAUUCCCUGGUUUGCAUUCCAGUCUCCAGGCCCUGUCCAUUUUUAGCAAUCUGAUUGUAGAUUUUCAGACACUAUGAUCUUGUUUCAUGUGAUGUAAAAUGCUGCCCCUGGUGAUGGCAUGGUUGGUUGUGUUCAUGCAUGAAUGUAAGUGUUCUUCUGGUAUAAUUCCACCCCUUUUGCAAUUACAUAAAUAUGAAUCUAAUUUUUUUUCGUAAA
Populus nigra (black poplar) is the source of this 1863-nucleotide messenger RNA. Its product is annotated as 3,9-dihydroxypterocarpan 6A-monooxygenase-like. Lineage: Eukaryota; Viridiplantae; Streptophyta; Magnoliopsida; Malpighiales; Salicaceae. Gene Ontology annotation, cellular component: membrane. The transcript has 2 exons. The coding region runs from base 148 to 1701 and encodes 517 amino acids. Gene Ontology annotation, molecular function: oxidoreductase activity, acting on paired donors, with incorporation or reduction of molecular oxygen, NAD(P)H as one donor, and incorporation of one atom of oxygen; iron ion binding; heme binding. The record is from RefSeq and is a predicted model, not a curated record.